Molecule: messenger RNA, 4764 nt
Organism: Austrofundulus limnaeus
Lineage: Eukaryota; Metazoa; Chordata; Actinopteri; Cyprinodontiformes; Rivulidae
Gene: qkia
Product: QKI, KH domain containing, RNA binding a
Exons: 8
Coding region: 280-1449 (389 amino acids)
Biological process (GO): regulation of mRNA splicing, via spliceosome
Cellular component (GO): nucleus
Molecular function (GO): mRNA binding
Source: RefSeq, a predicted model, not a curated record
AACGUCCCCCAGCGCACACGGCGUAAAGGAGAGUACGGCGCGCGAGUCUGUGGAAGGGACAUAACGGUUUUCUUUUUUGCCCCCCCCUCUCCCACUGAAAUAACAAGAACCAAACAAACCUGAAUCUAAGAGGGGCUUAGAGUGUUCUGCUUUCAAGGAGGAGGGCAGCGAGGGAUUGGAGCAGCAAGUUUUUUUUCUGUUUUUUCUCUCUUUCGCACAAAGGGGAUUUUGUGUUUUUAUUCUUUCCACGGUGGUUUGUUCUCCGCUCUCGCCGCAAAGAUGAUGGUCGGAGAGGUCGAAGUGAAGGAGCGACCGAGGCCGAGUCCCGACUAUUUGAUGCAGUUAUUAAACGAGAAGAAGCUCAUGACGAGUUUGCCAAAUCUCUGCGGCAUCUUCACACACUUGGAGAGGCUUCUGGACGAAGAAAUCAACAGAGUGCGUAAAGAUAUGUACAGCGACACAGUGAAUGGCCUUGUGGACAGACACCCACUGGAGCUGCCCGAACCUAUCGGACCCAUCGUUCACCUGCAGGAGAAACUGUUUGUGCCUGUCAAAGAGUACCCAGAUUAUAACUUUGUGGGAAGAAUUCUUGGUCCCCGGGGACUCACUGCCAAACAGCUGGAAGCAGAGACGGGAUGCAAAAUCAUGGUGCGAGGCAAGAGCUCCAUGAGAGACAAGAAGAAGGAGGAGCAGAACAGAGGAAAGCCCAACUGGGAACACCUAAAUGAAGACCUACAUGUCCUAAUCACAGUGGAAGACACACAGAACAGAGCCGAGAUCAAGAUGAGGAGAGCAGUCGAGGAAGUCAAGAAGCUCCUUGUACCUGCUGCGGAGGGGGAAGACAAUUUGAAGAAGAUGCAGCUAAUGGAGUUAGCUAUACUCAACGGGACUUACAGAGACAACAACAUUAAAACACCCACCCUUGCGUUCUCUCUUGCAGCGGCGGCAGCAGCCGCACAGGGCCCCCGCCUCAUAGCAGCUCCAGCAGGUCAGGUGUUGCCUCCUCCGGCACUCCGGCCUCCGACACCCGCUGGAGCCCCCAUCAUGAACAUCAUCCGGCCCACUCAGAUGGCUGCCAUGCUGCCCAAUGGCACCCCCACACUGGUGCCUCCCACACCGGAUGCUGGGCUAAUCUACACCACCCCCUACGAGUACCCCUACGCCUUGGCACCCACCUCGCUGCUGGAGUACCCCAUCGAGCACAGUGGGGUUCUAGGUAAGAGAGCCUGGGGAAGCAUGGGUGCAGCAGGUACAGCGGCCAGCUUUAGCCAACCUGGACAGGAGGGCAGCUUGUUUUACCCUGGAGCUGGGAUGCUGGAUGCAGCUUCCCUGAGCCACAGUCAGGACUUAUUGAAAGGUGCAAUGGCUACUAAAGUGAGACGGCAUGACACGCGGGUCCAUCCUUACCAAAGGAUUGUGACCGCUGACAGAGCCGCCACCGGCAACUAACACAUGACCUUCUGACCUCUGAACUCUUCACCCAAUGAUGAGCCGCCCCAAGCCUGCCUGCUGAUCAGUUAACUGGUAAUUGCCUUUUGCUAGCCUCUCGGACGCAAGUGGCAGAGAGAGGCGCCUGCCUGUACAGUUACCCUAACACGUUCUGACAAAAAGAUAGAAACCAACGCAGAAUCUUCACUGAAACAUAAAACAACAACAACAACGACGUUGUGUAUUAUUCAUUUCUCCCUCUGUUCAUUAGUUAAGUUCCCAUUCUUUCUUUUUCUUUUCCUUCAUGAACCAUGCUCUGGGUGGAUGUGUUUGUGGUAUUACUCAUAAAUCUGCACUGAAUUAUAUAGCAAUAAAGACCCCCCCAACCCCACCCACCCGUCCUCCUUUAACUACUCUAAUUUGGUGACCUCACUUGCUUUGGUCAAAGUUCAACAUCUGCAGUUAAAAACCGUUUGGUUUCAGAGUGAUAGUCACCCUCAAACAUCCCCGACCCCACCCCCACUUGAAGCAUGACUUGUAAGAGCGCCUACCUGCUCCCAGCCUCUUCAAACACCCACCCACUCUGAGAGAAAAAGAAACUGAAGGAAAGGGAACAUCCACUUACAUUAACUUGUUUAAUUUCUGUCAUUUUUCACAUGUAUUUCAGUUGAGCUCUGUGUUGUAAUUAUGAGCUGACACAUUCUGGGUGUGCCCCUCUAAACGGCUUCCUGUCUGUUUUUUGUUUUUAUGUUUUUAAAGCAUGGCUGAAAUGAUUGCAGAAGGAGCUUUUUAUGAUUUGUGUUGUUUUUUUUUUCUUCUGUCUUGAUUUUGUGUUUUUUUCUUUUUGAGUCAUUUUCUCCACUUUAUUUGGGUUUGUUUGUUCAGAUUUGACUAACUAGCUUAAGGAGCUAAAACAACGCAGGUGGUUUUCUCUAAAAGUCAGAACCCAGUUUAGUGUUUGAGGCAGGCGGCAGAAACUAAGAAAUGGUAGAAAGCGAGAUGGGACGGUCACUAUUUGGGUUGAUGGGUGUGUGUGUGUGUGUGUGAUCCCAUUAAUACUACAAUGAAAGUAGGGUGUGUGCUGAGGCUCAGGGGACACAGCAGCAGUGCUUAUUAGCUACUGACCAUUGCUACCCCCCCUCCCAUUCACACUACAUCCACUAUCCAGUGCCUGAUGUAUUUAGAAAAAAGUAUCUCAAUGAGUUUAGCUGAGCUGUGAUCGCGAAGACAAAAAAAAGUAUUGUGUGUGUAUUUAGCCAAAGGGUUUUCCAGUGAAUUAUAUAUCUGCAGUUAUGCAUCGGUGUCGCAGAGGGCUCUCUCUGUGAUUUUUAGAGUUUGGAAGGGUGUGAACUUCUUGUGCCUGCCUUCAGCUGAAACAGACAGCCAGUCGGAUAGAUUUUUGACCCCCUUACUGCUCAGUUUUGUUUUGUUUUUUUAUUUGUAUGAGGUGAACACAGGCAAUUAACACUAAAUUUUCACGCUACUCAAUAAUGCUAUUAUUGCAUUGCUAGAGGGUGAAGGAGGAUUCAAACUUCUGCACUUCUAUAUUGAGUUGUUUCAUCAGUCACUUUGACGAACAAGAUUUCCUCAUUUCUUUUAUUUGUCCAUUUGAAAAAUUGGCCAAUUUUUUUAUUCAUUUCUUUUUUGACUACGGCGCAUGAUAUUUUUGUGCAAGUCGAGGCAUAAUCAGAGCCUUCCUGCAUUGUCAAAUUUUGUUUUUAUUCAUUUUUUUUUCGUACUAAUGAAACUCCACACAUGCCAAACCAUCUAAAGUGCAUCCACAAUGUGUCACACCUCCCUCUGAUUGUAGUCAAGCUUCUGAGCCCACAAUCCUUUGUUCAAACUCUCAAGAAAAAAAUAGGAUGUGAAAGCCAUGCCUGCCUGUUCAAAUUGCUUUAUACAUACGUCUUAUAUAUCUAAAUAUAUAUAAAUAUAUAAAAAUGUAGAUAUCUGUCAUUGCAUAUAAAAUACAGAACAAAAAAAUAGAUAAUUUUACAGGGUGCUGGAGAUGAAAAAAAGAAUCAAAAAUCUAUUUUUGGCAAUUUUAGCUUUUGAUACUUUACUUGCAGUUAAAAAAUAAAAAAGUAAACAAAAAAAAGUUUCAGACAGUAUAGGAGAAAACAGAUAAACUGAGUGGGUGAGGAAAAGUGCUGUUACCUUGAAUAUAAUUGGAAAAGGAAGACCAAGACAGUUUUAACCCUCGGAAAGCUGGUGAGAUCAGAGCGAGACAGACGCCUAAAAGGAUCAAAUCAAAAGUGCCUUAUCAACAGUGGUUUCUGUCUUCUAGUAUCCCAGUUGUGUUUAAAAAUAUCCAGCACCCACCAAGAUGGCGCAGAGAGGAAAGGCUAGUGUUACAUGCUCUAAAUAGUUGAGCAGGGCAGCCGCCACCGCGUCGUGGCGUCACCCAAGUUACUCUAUGCAAAAAGAAUAGCAGUCAUUUUGACCAGCUAAAAUAUGUGCCAUGGUUUUGUCUUCCUGAAAUGAUUUUAUUUUUUUUUCUCUCUUUUACUUGAUGACCCUUUACUCUGCCGUAUGAGCAGGUUUUGUUGUCUUUUUAUCUCGAUUUUACUGAUUAUAUAAAAUAUUGUUUUGGUUUUUGGUGACUGUACCAAACUUCCUUUUGAACAAAUCGAACUGCCAUUUGCAACCAAGUAUUCUGCCGGAACAUGUUUUAGGUUAUGAGCUGAGGAAAAUACAAAGCAUUUCGGAGGAAAAUGGAUUAAAAAAAUAAAAUGAGUAAAGAGGGGGAGGGGGUCGGCCUGUUUGUUUCAACAACUGAAGAUUGAAAACAUCCGGUCCAUUUGACAACAAACGACCAGGACAGUAAUGAGACUUAUAAUGAACAAAUAUAAUGAAACAGCCUCGUUUCCCAGAGAAAUGGUUUUCAGUUAUUGAAACAAAAGACAGGUUGGGUGAAAUGAUAAACUGACAAAUAUUUAGAUUUGUUAAAACCUUUGGCAGUUUUGUUUUUUAUUAUUCACAGAAUUCUCAUCUUGCUGUUACACCAAAAGGUCAAUGAUUUUUUUUUUUCUUUUUCAGUGUUAUUAUUUUUGAAAUUGUAAUGCAAUAUUAAAGUGGAGCAAGAGAUGGCAAUUCAGCAUUUGACAGUAUUAAGAAAAUUCCCUCUGCAAUGUUACAACUUGCUGUGUCAUUGUGAAAGGCUGGAUAAGUCCAUCAGGUGAAAGGUCGACUCUAUACCUACCGUAUUCUCUCUGGCCUGCCUUCUACAUGUAUGAUAAUGUAAUUAACAGCCAUUGUUACAGGUUUAUAAUGUAUUUUUCUAAUCUCAUUUUAUAUGUGUAUUAAUCAUGUUUCUGAGUUUUGUUUUCUUUUAUU